GUUACGGAAACCUAAGGCUAUAUUCCUUCCUUGGCCACGGCCCCCAUUAUCCUGCUAUCCCAUUCGGAAUUCUGACAUCCACAUUUCUGGUCGACAUGAAAGCAUCCCAAAUAAGGCUAACAUCUUUUCAUCAGAAGCUUCUUCGCGGCGAAACCAUAUACUUACCCCCAGCAGUUUCUCCACUCCGCAUUUCAUAAUGGGUUUCGACAUGAGCUCGUCUUCUGAGCUCCCAAUGAUGAGGCGUAUAAAAGUCCUUCCUUGCGGGAACAGAUCCCUUUGAGGUGUAUCCUCGUUUACCAUUUUCCUGGGAAUGGAUCUUGCAGAAGGGAGUGUCGAUAGCGAAAAGGCUUCCCAUGGACCUGAUACGCUUUUAUCUGACGAAGAACUCAGGAAAGUCCAACGGCGGAUUGAUGUUCGCAUCAUCCCAUGGUUAUGCAUAACCUACCUAGACAUGCGCAUCGACAUCAACAUCUCCAACGCCGCUAUCAUCAACAUCGAACAAGGACACGGGAUCAAGAAACAGCUGCACCUGAGUACGCAAGAUUGGAACUGGAUUGUUUCGUGUUUCUUCUACCCCCAUGCUGCUUUUGAGCUGGUCUCUACGCUCCUGAUGAAGCGUACAACGUGGACCGAGCUUCUGGAUCGGCUAAAUCAUGAUAACAUGGGGAGUCAUCGUCAUGUGCAUCGCAUCCGUGCAAAAUUACCGUGGCCUCAUAACUUGCCGAUACUGGGUGCCGCCGAAGCGGGGUACUACCCCUGUGUGAUAUACUACCUCGCAUUCUGGUUUAGACCAGAAGAGCCGGCCCUCCGAGUUGCUGCAUUCCACUCGUUCGGCCAGGUUAGCGGUUUCAUAGGGGGUUUCCUGGCGUUUGCGAUUUCAUAUGCGGAUGGGGUUCUAGCGGGAUGGAGAUGGCUCUUUAUCAUCGGCAAGUGUAUACCGGCAAUCCUAAUGGGGGAGCGCGAACAAGCGAAGAUAAUCGAUCGGUUGUCUAGAGAUGCCCCUUCGAAGGAGGGAAAGACUUGGGAUAAGGGCGAGGUGUUGAGGCUCUUUGCGGAUCCGACAUUUUGGACGUUCUCUGCAGUGUGGUUUUGCCAUGCAGUGGGUGGAUUUGGGUUGUCGUAUGUCCUGCCUACAGUGAUAUACGAGCUUGGAUCUACAACCACGGCGCUGAGCAACGUACUUUCUAUGGCCCCGUCACUAAGCGUGUUUGUAUUACUGAACACGCUAGGAUGGCUCAUCCAGAAGCGUUUUUGGAACUCUUUCCAGAUAGUUAUGGGGCGUGCGUGUGGAGUUUACCAAUAUCAUCUACUGUAUAAUACUGCUCACCGUGAACGUGCCUGUGGUGCGCUACUUUGCACUGCUCGUAGCAACUGCAACCGCUGGGUCUGUGUACGCCGUGCUCUGGCCAAACCGUUUGAAGCCGCCCGGGGAACAUCAGCCGCUGGGAUGGUGAUAGGCAUUACUAAUGCCAUUGCACAGUUCCCGGGUAUCCUUGGGCUGCAAGUCUUUUCUGGCAUAUACGGACCAUCAUACAAGGUCUCGUUUUCUGUUUGUGUGGACCUUUUGGCGGGUGCGGUGGUGUGGAUUGGGACAUCUGCUGUGUUGUUGCAUCGAUUGUGGGGAGAUGGGAGGACUGGUGGUGUCUCGUCGAAGAGAAGUAUUGAAGAAGUGAAGUAA
Desarmillaria tabescens is the source of this 1678-nucleotide messenger RNA. RefSeq names its product major facilitator superfamily domain-containing protein. The transcript is spliced from 10 exons. Bases 311 to 1678 code for a protein of 455 amino acids. NCBI's taxonomy places the organism in Eukaryota, Fungi, Basidiomycota, Agaricomycetes, Agaricales, Physalacriaceae. Gene Ontology annotation, cellular component: membrane. The record is from RefSeq and is a predicted model, not a curated record. Gene Ontology annotation, biological process: transmembrane transport. Gene Ontology annotation, molecular function: transmembrane transporter activity.